Messenger RNA from Recurvomyces mirabilis, 681 nucleotides. RefSeq lists its product as uncharacterized. The record is from RefSeq and is a predicted model, not a curated record. The transcript has 3 exons. The coding region runs from base 1 to 681 and encodes 226 amino acids. Lineage: Eukaryota; Fungi; Ascomycota; Dothideomycetes; Mycosphaerellales; Teratosphaeriaceae.
AUGGGGUCUCCGCCAGAGUAUAUAAGACGCCGCAACAGUACCAUGUUUAUUGGGCAGCCACCUUUCGGGUUCGAAGGCACCGAUGAUUGUCCCGGCGACACGUACGUGAACUUCUUGCCGCCAAGGACACCACCGCCUGAGAUGCUCUACCACGAGCGGGGACACACCCCGUAUGCGGACUGUACCUCAAGCAGCGCCGUCCCCCAGCAUGCUUGGCCUUCUCGUACAGAUUUGAAGCCUGUCGACACCGUCCCAACACUCUUCUCAUCACCGCAUGUGGUCUCGCGGCGGAGGACCAGUGGAGAUGGCACCGACAUGCCGAACAUCAGCCGCCUCAACCUCGGUGGCGUCAGCGAUGCGACAUACACGGAUGUGGACGCUAUGGGACGAGGUUUAGACGGAUCGAACAUGAAAGCCGACCUUGGAUAUUCUCCUCUUCGUCUGCAGACUGAGCUCGAGCUGCGCAAGAUCGAGAGUCAGACGAGCGUCACCGGCGAGUGCACCCCUCCAGUGCCUGAGGAACAACUUUACCGCCGCCAGACGGUGAACAUGAAAUAUAUCGAUGCCAGACACGGUGCACCUGCGACACCUCUCCCGAUAGAUUUGAACCUUCGGAGGGCCCCCGUCCAAAUUGCGUUCCUCGGGGCUCAUGGUGAUUUUAGAGUCCAGAGAGUAGAUUAG